This is a messenger RNA of Polistes canadensis, 8103 nucleotides long. RefSeq lists its product as uncharacterized. Gene Ontology annotation, biological process: positive regulation of transcription by RNA polymerase II; regulation of neuron differentiation. Bases 1701 to 7031 code for a protein of 1776 amino acids. Gene Ontology annotation, molecular function: DNA-binding transcription factor activity, RNA polymerase II-specific; RNA polymerase II transcription regulatory region sequence-specific DNA binding. The record is from RefSeq and is a predicted model, not a curated record. Gene Ontology annotation, cellular component: nucleus. NCBI's taxonomy places the organism in Eukaryota, Metazoa, Arthropoda, Insecta, Hymenoptera, Vespidae. The transcript has 11 exons.
AUAUAACAACACUCAACAACGAUAGGAACGAACGAACGAACGUUAUUGUUUCUUUUUAGUCCUAUUUCGUUAAAUACGUUAAAGGACGAGGACGAUAAUUGUCUCUCUUUCUCUCUCUCUCUCUCUCUCUCUUACUCUUUCUUUUUGUUCUUCUUUUUCGCUCUUUUUUUUUUCGACACUGAAAGAGCGCAAGUUCGGAACUGGACCGCCCUCUCCGGACGGAAGCCACGGAACAACACCCCCACUCGACUCCCUCCACCAAAGCAAACUACCACCUCUACCUUCGCCUCUUCCUCUUCCUCCUCCAUCUCUUGUUCUUCUUCUCCUCCUCCUCCUCCUCUUCGUUCUUCUCGAUUGAGAGAAAGAGAGAAAGAGUGAGAGAGUUUCACGCCAAUCCCCCACUUUCGAAAAGGAGAGAGGCAGAUACUCAACGAUAGAGCCUCCGGCACACGGGCACCGAGAGUACCACGCGAGUGGAGAACCCGUGGCUCCGUCGCGUUCAACCCCCCGAAGAAGACCGGAGGAGCUAAGGAUCUAAAGUAAAUCUAUUAUACGUGAUAGUAUAUAUCAAGAAAAGAAAAUUAUUCUCUCUGUCGUUCUUGUGUCGUCGUAAACGAUUAAACGACAAAUUUUCCCUAGCUCCGGUUGGUCAAGCAUACGCUUAUCUAAUUAUCUCUCUAUCGUCGUUCGGUUUGAGAAAGGAAAAUAACAACGCAACUGCUUCGAGUGCUGGUGGUGGUGCUGGUCCAUCGUCAAUUUGGAGAAUGGAGAACGUGAGAUCGUCGAAGACGUGGAAGAAAAGCUAUCGAUAAACGCGGGGUGGUUUCCGUAACAAGGGCUGAUCGAAUUUCCUCGACUAACCGAGGUGGAUAAGGGUACGCGACGCGUUGACCACCCCGUUGAUUGAAAAGAAAAAGAACCUUUUUCCGCGUGGAAAAUGUGAGUGCCACCGAGCAACGUUUCUUCUGUCUGCGGGUGCCUUUGGUUCUUUUCUUUCUUUUUUUUUUUUCCUUUUUUUUCUUUAUUCUCCUUCUCUCCGUUCCGUUUUUUCUUUCUUAUUAUUCUCUAAUUAUAUAUUACGAGAAUCUUCUUCGGGGGGCUCGCGAGUAAGGUGUCGCGAAAGAAAAAAUACUUGGCCAUUAAGAGGAAAAGUGUUCGUGAACGAUUAGGUGUGAGUGAUUUAUACGUAUACUCGAGAGGAGCUGACUGUGGUGCUUUAUUUCCUUCCUUCCUUCCCUUCAUUAUUUCUUUCUUAAUUUUAUUUCCAUUUUUUAUCACUCCAUCCUUGUUAUUUUAUCACGGAAGUGCGCGAACUACGAUUUCGUUUUGAUCGAGAUUCGAAUAGAGAACAAAACGUGUUAACUCGGCAUUGAUAACGAGUUAUAUUAUUUCCCCUUUUCCAUUUAUUCAUUUUCCUUUACAAUUUCUCUAUUUCUAUUCCCUCCCAUUAUCUUUCAUUAUUUUUUUGUGUGAACACGUUACAUCUCGUCGUCGUAAUAAAAAGUGUUUUUGGAAGUUUUUAUAUAUUUAAUAACCAGUUGGAAGGAUUCUUGAUCGUCGUGCCGACGGACUAUCAUGCUAACUUUAAGUGCGAUAAGUGGAAGGAACGAGGAUACUCGCUGAAAAGGAUUUUCAAGGAUGAUACAUCAGUGAAAUAUAGACAGGGAAGAGGGAGGAGAGGGUUCUUGGCGAGGUUCGAGAUGUCCGCCGUUACCAGCCCGUAUGGACCCACGGAGAUGCUGUCCGAUUCGGUCUACAAUUACGCAACGACUCGAAGAGGUACCGCCGAUCAGGACGGCGAGUCCCGAUACGAGACGCAAGCCCAAUUGCAGAUAUCGGGCAUACAAAAGCCACGUAACAAGCGGAAAAAUUUCAAACCGAUAAACAGUCGAAUGGCCGAAGUUUCGGACGAGUCGGACAGGGAUGAGGAACAGGAACAAGAAUCCGAGGAACUUAUACUCGGCGUCGAGGAUACGCCAAGCACCAACGAGAUCCUUGAAUACGAAAGGAAAACCAUGCUUUUACCGGGUGCCGUAUCUAACGACGAAAGGUCGAAGCAACAGAGGCUGAACAACAACGAGGUCAGCCCGAUGGACCUCUCGGUCGCAACGAGGCCACCCUCCUCCGACGUCGAUGACGACAGCGGCGAUUCCCUCGGGCACAAGUUCAUCCUCGAACGGCUAAACUCUCAGAAACUUUAUUCCCCGGGCACGGAGGUCAGGAGUCCAAAUUCGGACUCCUCGGAGAAAAGUGUCGGAAGUAUAGUCUUGGACGCGGAUUCGGGACGAUUGGAUGAUCAGGAAUUGCCGUUCGAUGACGAUCGUAUGCAAGACGGUGAUCCCGAUGGUGAUGGUGACGAUGAUGGUGACAAUGACGUUGAAACGGAAUGCGAGAAUGAGAGGAAACCUUUCGAAGGAAUGAGAGAGUACGCUGAAUCGACGAUGCAAGAACUUUUAGCGAUUUACGGUCUUGCGGGUAGUGAACUCGCGAAAUCGGUCAGCCGGCAACUACCACCAACCUUCAUGAACCCCAAUACCGGUCAACAUGGUCAAGGAAAGGUGAGAGUGAAAGAAGAGAAAGACGCAUCUUCGAUGGCACCAGGAAGUCCACCGACACCACCGCACACACCUCAAAGUCCACCGAGACAAAAUCUACCUGGUGGCAAUUUUUCCCAAUCCUGUCAAACAUCAAACGCGAGUUCUCCGAGUUUGCAACAGCAGCAAACGCACCAACUGCAUCAGCAGCAACAACAGCAACAACAACAACAACAACAGCAGCAACAACAGCCACAACAACAACAGCAGCAACAACAACAACCACAGCAAGAUCAACAACAGCAACAGGAUCAACAACAACAAUCGAUCAAUCCGAUAACGAAUUCACCAUUGAGUCAAAUCCUCGUACAAAAUCCUGCAUUGGCACAAUUGUUGCAACAAAAUCCGGCAAUCCUGUCGCAAAAUCCACAAUUGGCGCAAUUGUUGCAACAAAAUCUUCAAGUUCAAAUGGGAAGCGUGCUGUUUCAGAACGUACGAAGGGAAGAAACGAAGGAUACGAGAGUACCAGCACCAAUAGCGAGACUUGCGGCAAUGGGAGUGGAGACAGCUGACCCGAAGGUUUCCGCGCUGCUCAGGCAAAGCAUGUCACCGGUAGCGGACAGCAUGAUCGCUGGUGCGAAAUCAUCGGUGUCGCAGCCUAUAAUCGAUUACUCUCGAUAUGUCAGGAGAUAUACGUCCGGUCAGGAAUGCGGUAGCUCUUAUUGCAAGGAAUUAGGAUGUAGAGAACAUUUUCAUUGUCUCGAUUGUAGUGGUAGGGUAUUUGUGAAGAAGGAGGAAAUGAUUAGGCAUUUCAAGUGGCACAAAAAAAGAGACGAAUCCUUACAACAUGGUUUUAUGCGAUAUUCGCCAACGGACGAUUGUUCGGAAAGGCAUCCCGGUCGAACUUGUCCGCAUAAUCGAAAGCAAACACACUAUCAUUGCAUACACGAAAAUUGCGACAAGGUUUACAUAUCGACUUCGGACGUGCAAAUGCACGCGAAUUAUCAUCGCAAGGAUUCUGCGAUCAUUCAAGAGGGCUUUCAGAGAUAUCGUGCCACUGAAAGUUGCGCCACCGAUCAUUGCCCCUUCGUCGGACAACGAACGACGCACUUCCACUGUCGGCGGAUUGGAUGUAGUUACACUUUUAAAAAUAAGGCUGACAUGGAUAAACACAAGUCGUAUCACAUUAAGGACGAGCAGUUGUCCCGAGACGGAUUCAAGAAAUUUAUGAAAUCCGAAGCCUGUCCCUUUGAGCAAUGUCGAUUUUCGCGUGUCUGCAAUCACAUACAUUGCAUACGACCACAAUGCAGUUACGUUCUGCACUCCUCUGGUCAGCUAUUUUCUCAUAAACGAAAACACGAGCGUCACGAGUCCGAGAUGGCUUAUCGAAGGUACAAACAAGUUAGUGCCGUUGGUGGGAUUAGGCCGCCAGGAUCUUGGGCACCGGACGAAGUAAGCAAUCAAGGAUUGUCGCUUAGUAUUAACGGGGAAAGUUCUAAUGAAGAUAGAGGUUCGCCAUCCUAUUACUCGUUGGACGAUUCCUUUCAAAGUGCUAGCGAUUUAGCAAUGGAUCUUACCGCUCCUACGAAUAGCAUGACGUCUACCAGUUCGGUGGUAAGCUUCGAACAACAGCAGCAGCAGCAGCAGCAACCACAACAGCCACAGCCACAGCAACAGCCACAGCAACAGCCACAGCAACAGCCACAACAACAGCAACAACAGAAUCAUCAACAACAACAACAGCAUCAACAGCAGCAGCAGCAGCAACAGCAGCAACAGCAACAACAACUCACCCCGGCGGAAUUAGCUUAUCUCGUUUCGGCGAAUUCGGAAUGCCCCUGUCAGUUAGGUAGGGAUCAUCAUCAUUGUGGGUUGGACCGGUGCGGUGCUACUCUGAAGGAUCCACGCGAAGUAAGGGAACAUUUGAGAGAACAUGAAACUCAGGAACGUAUCACGGAUGCCUUCUUCGAGGAAGGUGGCUGUGACGAUGCCUGUCCGUACACCGAUAAAGAAAAACAUUAUCAUUGUAAUUGGGAAAAUUGUCGAGAGGUCAUCCUGUCGACGGAUAAACCCUUUCGAAGACUUCAACAUUACAAAAUUCACGAGUACAGUAGACAAUUGAAUCUCUCUUGUCCCUCGCACGCGCUUUCAUCCGAUGUAACGCUGACCCAUCUGACCAACAUUGAUGCCAUGUUCAGGCGGAAAAGAGGCAGACCACCGAAAAACAGAGUCAUCGAGAUUUGGUCAGGUGGAGAUCCGGCCUCGCACACGCACGACUCUCCGCAAGCCAUUUUUACGAGCUUCAAGUUACCGAAACCACAAACACCGAGUUUGACACCUACUCCGGUGACCGAUGAUCGAGAAGGUAGUGUUUCUCCUUCGAAUAGUCUCGGUGAACCGGAAGGAUUCGCCACGUACAAUCCCGAAGGUUGUCCAGAUCUCGCUUGCGUUUUACGAUCGACCAGGCAUCAUCAUUGUUCCCAACCACGGUGUCAUUUCUCAACCGAUAGACCCGAUCAACUGUUGAUGCAUAGCAAAGACUUUCACGACAACGUCGAUAUACCAACAGGAUUUGCCUUUUUCGAUAAAAUGGUAGACUGUCGGUUAUCGAGUUGUCAUAGCAAUCGAGUGAAUCGACACUUUCAUUGUACUAGACCUAAUUGCGGAUAUUCUUUUGUACGAUAUUCGACGAUGGCUCUUCACGAAAAACAACAUUCUGGACACGUCGACGUUUGUACUCAAGAACCAUCCAAUAAAGAAUGUCAAACUCAACUUCAAACUUUCGUUCAAGAAACAAAACCAAGAAUACAGGUGAAAAAUCCUGCUGAUCUUAUAGAGAAAACGGAUGACAGCUUGGAAGAGAGCAGAUCAAUGAUAGAUGAAAAAGAAAGCGAACUUCCUAGUUCGGACGCUAACAAGACGACCGUGGUGAGGGCGGCAGGCACCUAUUAUCCGGUCAGCGGACCGCCGAGCGAACCCGCACUUCCGGGCGUCGUGCUAUCCAUGCGAGCUUCCGUGCACCAAGAGUCCACGACCAUACCGUCAUCCGGUACAUCUACCUCAUCCCACACGCUUUACGGGCCCGAGCAAAGCUGCAGCAGACCAUUCUGCAAGUUGAAACGUAAGAAUCACUAUCACUGCAAUGCCUGCAAUCAGGCGUUCUCGGAACUGGAUCGAUUGGUCGCUCACAUAGCCAAGCACUCGACAGGUGCUAUCCUCAGUCAACAACAACACGAUCUACCCAAUCAGUCCCCCUCGUCCUCGUCUUCGGUGUCAUCCAAUCAACUGCAGCACGAGUAUCUGACGCAACUUUCUCAGAAACCAGACUUCAUGGCGCAAAACGCUCAGAUGGCCCAAAACAUUCAGAAUUUUCACAAUCAGAUGCAAAGGCAGAUGCAGCAGACUCUGGGACAGAUGAGCCAACAACAGACACCACCGGUGAAGGAGAUCAAAUUGGAGAGUCCAAGAUGCGCCACGGAUAUCGGUGUACAAAGUAUGCCGAAUAUUAAGAGGGAACCAACGGAGAUUAAGAGAGAGGAAGUUGUUAAUUCGGUGCAAGAAACCAAUGAGAACAAUCAACGGAUGCCUCCGCAACCGUCGAUGCCAGGAAACGUUCAACAUUCUCCGGCACCGGGACCACCACCUAGUUUCGAGCUUGAUUUUAGCCACGGCUUUCACUUCGCUAGUCCAGCAGUAAUGGCAGCGAUGAAUCAACAAAUAGCUCUGAUGAAUCAAGCUCUACCACCGUUUCUUCAACACGGUGGCAUGUAUACCGGGGCACCUGGGCUGAUGUUCGCACCUGGCCUACCACCUACCAAUUUUCUUCCUCCAACCAGGGACGAAAAUCCUUUGGCUUCUCUCGCGGCUAAUCUUAAUUUGAAUAAAAGAUCUCUUUCCCCGCCUGACAGCAAUUCGCCUGAAGCGAAGAAGCAACGGCUUCAUCAUUCGAUGCGUAUGCUCAAGGAUGAGCCUGUUCCCGAAGGAUACGUUAGGUUCAGAUUCAACGAAGAUUGCCGGUACACGCAUUGCGGUUACAGGGAACAUCAAACUCACUUCCACUGCAUGCGCCAAGACUGUGGUUACUCGUUUUGCGACAAGACGCGUUUCGUUCAGCAUACGGCAAGGCACGAGCGUUUGGACACGCUAAUGGGUGGUGAUUUUCAACAGUACAGGGCCAACGUACCCUGUGGUCGUGCUCAGUGCGCGUAUACUUCGUCCCUCGGUUCGAUGCAAAACAAAGCUUCGCAUUUUCAUUGCCUUAAAUGCGAGUUUGUUUGUACCGACACGAACAAGGUAGUUGCCCAUAGGCGUCAACAUGCAAAAUUGGACAGCAUAGCGGCUGCGGGUUUCCAGAAAUUUACGCCUAGUCAGCCGUGCGGUGCCGUGCAGUGUCAACACUCGGGCAAGCAAACUCAUUACCACUGUUUGCAGUGUCAGUACGCGGUCUUAGGUUUGGCUCAAAUGUCAGCACACAAGUACCGACACAUGGACACUUAACGGAAAAUUUAUAGUGCAAGUUCGAGACAAAUUUAUCCCCAAAUAUACAUCUAUAGACAUUCCUUAGAGAAUUGAUCAAAAAGGGAAAACGUUAAGAGAAAAUAUUACAUUCGUGGUAUAUACCUACUUGAAUGAAUACCUAAUAGACAUUCCCUUAAUUCUCCCAAACGAUCAGCAAUCCACGAGUAACGAAUACAUACAACCGCAGGGAGCUAGUCAGUGAAGUUGGACUGAGUUGAAAUUCAAAGUUCUGUUGAAAGUUUAGAAAAGAUGUUAUUGUUCCUUAACAGUUUAGGAAAUAUAAACGAGAAGAAGAAGAAGAAGAAAAGAAAGACAUUGAAGUAUAGAAAACUCCUUGAGGGGAUCUUAACAUUCGCGAUGUUGAUAAAAAAUCAAACUCGCGAUUUCAUUUUUCGCCUUUUUCCUCCACCCCUCCUCCCCACCUCUCCAGACUGGCUAGAAAAGAUACGAAAAGGAACGAAACUAUGUAAGGAAAGACGCCCUCGAUAUACAUAUAUGUAUAUUUAUAUCGAUGCGCGGUUCAAGAAGACAAUAAAAAGCAAGAAGACACUCUUAUCGUAAUAUACAAUAUACAUAUAUAUUAACAAAAAAAAAAUAUAUAUAUAUAUAUAGCACGAGAAAAGACAAACGAACAAAUAAUACUGUAAUAUUUAAAAUAGAAAUAUCUCUCUUCUUAUAUAUUUGUCUCCCGUUUUAGCGUCGCGUACUCUCCGCGUGUGACUGUGAUCUCACGUUAAUAAUCAUUCGUUAGAGAACUCCUUAUCUUCAGACACACAUAUAUUUACAUAUAUACCAUUUUAUGUAAAUAUUAAUCGAGAGGACUGACGAAAAAGAAGAAGAAGAAGGAGAAGACGAGGAAGAAGAAGAAGAAGAAGAAGAAGUUGACUCGAAUAAAAUCAACGAUAAGAAUCGAUAGACUAAACAUCGAGUAUCAAAAUAUUUCCUUUUAUAAGAAGAAGCGUGUUGUCUAGGGUAAGGAUUAAAUGGAAAAUAAAUCGGCUAUGUGUGCUCGCGAUUAUAUAAAUAAAAAAAAAAAAAUAAAAAAUAUAUA